Aspergillus neoniger CBS 115656 is the source of this 1636-nucleotide messenger RNA. RefSeq lists its product as uncharacterized. NCBI's taxonomy places the organism in Eukaryota, Fungi, Ascomycota, Eurotiomycetes, Eurotiales, Aspergillaceae. The transcript is spliced from 2 exons. Bases 398 to 1636 code for a protein of 412 amino acids. The record is from RefSeq and is a predicted model, not a curated record.
CUCCUUACUCGAUAUUACUAGCUUAUGCACCCCAAUGAACCCCAAUAAGCCACUCCUUCCUACCAGUCCUCCACAGGAGAGUAUACUACUAUACCUGGCCUCUACAAGACAUCGGAAUGACCCAAGCUAUAUUAUCUCACUGCGCAAUAAUCCAAGCAGACUCCAUCUCAUGCCAGAGACGAGAUGGCUCUCCCCGUGCAGAAGCAGGAUAUUCCCAGAACUAAUGCUGUUAAGACGUAAUGUUCCCUGAAGUUCAAGAUAAUAUCCAGCAUGAAUACAGCACUAUCUUCAACUAUAAAAGGCAGGGGGGAUAGACAUGGUAUACAACCUUUCAUUAUCACCGGUGUGUCACACAACGGACUGGCUUUUCGACUACAGUCCUUCACCUUGAUUCGCAAUGGACGAUAAACCUACGGCCGCUAGUUGGGAUUCCAACGAACUGUCUCCCUCGUCUAUCUUUUUUGCGGAAAAUCAUCCAUCCCAUCAUUCAACAUCAGCUGCAUCCGAUGCGGACAAUGACGCCGACAAUGAAGCGUCGUCCCUUCUUCAUUCACGUAUGAGCGAUGAUGACCCACCCGAGGAAUAUCGACCACCAGGCCAAUACACGAUAACAUCCUAUGAGUAUCAAGGGGAGGAGUAUCAGGGGCAAAGAGAUACAUUUAUCAUAGGAUCGGACGCAAGUAGCAUUCUCAAGGAAGUCGAUCCUCCAAUCCCCUGCGUGCUGUGGGGUAUCAUGCUAAAAUAUAUCUUCGAACAUAGAAUCAAUGAUAGUAGCAUUCCAAUCUCAGUGGACCUGGUUAUUGAGGACGAACAGGUGAAAGAUGCCAUUGAAACCUUGCGCAAGGCUGGGUUCAAAGACGAUGACAACUACCCAGGGUGUCCCUACAACGGAGGAGCCUGUCCUGUCAACGAGCUCAAGCCGGUUCACGUUUUCCACUUGUUUGAUUCAUUCUCUCAUACCCGAUUGGAGGAGCUUUUUAAUGUGGAGAAAGGACCUCAACUGCAUCACGAUCUAAGACUCCACUGCAAAUCCAAUGUGUACUGGAAACUUCCCAACUUCACUGUGCAGACGGAGGCCAACGAGGCGGACGAGAACUUUAUGCUAUCGUUAGACCGCAGGCUCCGCUGGGAGGGAGUUCACCGACCCAGUGUCAAGGACCAUCCUCCCACUAAAAACCCCCUGGUUCUGCCCACGCCUGCUCGGUUCGCCGAGGCCCUGGUUUACCUGAAGGUGAGAGACGAGCAUUUCAAGAAAAGCGAAAUAUGCUGGGAGGAUGUUUUGGAAGAACAUUUCAAGAUAUUACUUUACGUAGCUCACUAUGGCGAACUAUUCGUGUUGGACGCAAAACGAAAAACCCUCAGCGAGACAUGCCGAGAAUGGUGGGAAUCAUGCAGGACUGGGGAAUAUACCAGCAUACCCUCCACGAAACUGCUAGAUAAAUUGGAGAAAGAGAUAAGACUCGAGAUGGGGGUGUCCGGUGAACCAGAGCCCAUUCCUCUCGACAGCCAUUGGGGACAAGAAAAUCCUCCGGAUAAUAGAACCAGCAUAUCACCCCGUGCCCCGUAUUCGACAGAUGAUGAGGCGGGACCCUUUCGAAUGUCCGAGUCCGAUAGGGCGGUGGAUACAGACGAAUAG